This is a messenger RNA of Prunus dulcis (almond), 486 nucleotides long. Its product is annotated as basic form of pathogenesis-related protein 1-like. The transcript is spliced from 2 exons. The coding region runs from base 1 to 486 and encodes 161 amino acids. Lineage: Eukaryota; Viridiplantae; Streptophyta; Magnoliopsida; Rosales; Rosaceae. The record is from RefSeq and is a predicted model, not a curated record.
AUGGCGCUCAACAUGAAGCUUCUUUUGGCCAUCUGUUGCGUCGCAUUGGUCUUCACUGUUGUCUCUGCAAACAUUUCCAAAGUAGAGAUCAAUGGCUUCGAUGAGGAGCACAACAAGGCUCGUAAAGAGGUCGGCAACAAACCCCUCAAGUGGAACACGACCUUAGCCCAGUAUGCCCAAGAAUAUGCCGAGAAAAGAGUUGACGAUUGUGCCAUGGAGCACUUGAUUGGGCGUUGGGGUGAGAACUUGGCCUCUGGCAACCGCAUGAGCGGUGCAGCUGCUACCAAGUAUUGGGUCACCGAGAAGGAGUUCUAUGACGAAAAGUCGAACAAAUGCGUCAAAGACGAAUGUGGUCACUACCUUGCUGUGGUCUGGGGCAAAAUCACCGAGGUCGGAUGUGGCAUUUCAAAGUGCAAGAAUGGACAAAACUACGUAGUUUGCAGCUACGAUCCCAUGUACCAGCCCGAGGACGAGCGCCCCUACUAG